UUCAUUCAUCAAUCAUUCACCCAAACAAACACAAAACAAAAUUCAUCUUCUUCUCUUCCUUUCUUUAUUUAUUUUUUUAUUGUUUCUUCUUUUUUUCUUAAUUUUUAAUUUUCUCAAACCCUAUCCUAAACCAAUAUUAAUUUCCCCAAAUUCUUUUUCUAAUUUCCUAUGAUUGUUCUUGUUCUAGGUCGUUCCCUCACUUCUUCUUCCUUAUAUAAGACUUCUCCAUUCACUCAAAUUCCAAUCCAAUUCAAACCCAUUUUUCUUCUCCCCCCAAAGCUUCAAUCUUUAAUCCCAAUUCAAUCUUCUUCUUCAUCCAUGGCCACUUGUGUUGAUUCUUCAACCCCUCCUCUUUCUCGCAAACCAAAGGUUUCCCAACCCAAUGAUUGUUCAUUCAACUUCGUCAAAUUUUGCCAACCCACUUUCUCUGAUCGUGUUUCAUCCAUACCCAUCUCAACCAAUCAUGAAAAAGCCACCGUUUUUGAGGAUUUCGAACAUGUUGUCCAUGAUAAUGUUCAAAACGAGGUUGAUGUUGUUGAUGUUAAUGAUGUUAUUGUUAAUGAUGUUAAUGUUGAUGUUAGGUUUGAUGUGUGGUUGAAGAUUCAAGAAGAAGCAAGGUUAGAUUUAGAUCAAGAACCAGUUCUAUCUAGCUAUUAUUUCAGUUCAAUUUUAUCUCACAAAUCAUUCGAAAGCGCUUUAGCGAAUCAACUCUCGAUUCAUUUGAGUAAUUUGAGUCUUUCUAGCACGACCCUUUUCGAUAUUUUCAAGAGUGUUAUCGUCGAUGAUGACGAUAUCGUAAGCGCUAUGAAAUUCGAUAUUGAAGCAGUAAAAGAAAGAGACCCUGCAUGUAUAAGCUAUGUUCAUUGUUUACUGAAUUUCAAAGGCUUUCUUGCAAUGCAAGCACAUAGGGUAGCACACAAAUUAUGGUUACAAGGUAGAAAAGUUUUAGCUUUGUUGAUUCAAAACCGAGUAUCCGAGGUUUUCGCGGUUGAUAUUCAUCCGGGUGCGAAGAUCGGUAGAGGGAUUUUGCUUGAUCAUGCAACGGGGCUCGUUGUUGGGGAGACGGCUGUGAUCGGGAACAAUGUUGCAAUUUUGCAUAAUGUUACAUUGGGUGGAACAGGUAAAGCUUGUGGCGAUCGGCAUCCGAAGAUCGGAGACGGUGUUUUGAUUGGUGCAGGGACGUGUGUUUUAGGGAAUGUUAAGAUUGGUGAAGGUGCUAAGAUUGGUGCUGGGUCUGUUGUGUUGAAAGAUGUCCCGGCUAGGACUACUGCUGUUGGAAAUCCUGCUAAGUUGAUUGGUGGAAAGGAUAAUCCUAUCAUGUUGGAUAAGAUUCCUAGCUUUACUAUGGAUCAUACUUCAUAUAUUUCUGAUUGGUCUGAUUAUGUUAUCUAGGAACCUGAAUUAGUUAACCGAUUUUGGCUGUUGAUUCGUCUGAUUUGAUCAGAUCAGACGAAUCAAAUCAAUGACUAAGAUCCGGUACUUUGUUUAAUUUAGACCAGUUAUCUAGAGACUAAUCUUGUUAUGUGGUGUAGAUUUUUUUAAUUAGGUAAUUUUGGUUGGGGAUUUUGUUUGUUUGUUGUAUAAGAGAGGAUUUAGAUUCUCCUGUUAACUUCAAAAAUAUGCCUCUUAAAACCAUGUUGUUGUAUGUGCAAGAACCACUCUUUAUUUGUAUUUUCAGUGUUUUAGCAUAAUAUUAUAUAUAUGAAAAUGAAUUUUGCUUGUUUUGGUUUCA
Messenger RNA from Vicia villosa (hairy vetch), 1732 nucleotides. RefSeq names its product serine acetyltransferase 1, chloroplastic-like. Lineage: Eukaryota; Viridiplantae; Streptophyta; Magnoliopsida; Fabales; Fabaceae. Gene Ontology annotation, cellular component: cytoplasm; cytosol. The record is from RefSeq and is a predicted model, not a curated record. Gene Ontology annotation, molecular function: L-serine O-acetyltransferase activity. Bases 169 to 1392 code for a protein of 407 amino acids. The transcript has a single exon.